Cinclus cinclus is the source of this 659-nucleotide messenger RNA. Its product is annotated as cilia- and flagella-associated protein 251-like. The record is from RefSeq and is a predicted model, not a curated record. Lineage: Eukaryota; Metazoa; Chordata; Aves; Passeriformes; Cinclidae. The coding region runs from base 27 to 656 and encodes 209 amino acids. The transcript has a single exon.
GGAGGAAGGAUAGAUUUGAGUAUUUGAUGCAUGGCAUUGAGAAGGAAGAGGGGGAUGAGGGCAGAAAUUGGGAAGGGAGACAGGGAAGAGCUAAAAGACAGAGAAGAAACAGCAGCCAGGGAUGGGAUGAUGGGGAAAAAAGGCAGGAAAAGAGGAAAGAAAAGAAGCACGGGAAGGGGAAAGUGAAGGGGGUGGAAAAGGUGGGGAAGAGGAAAAUAAAGGAGGAAAAAUUGCUGGAAGAGGAGCAAGAGAUGGAGAAUGAUGAGAAAGGAGUAGGAGGUGAAGAGGAGGAGAGGGUGGGAAAGGGAAAUGGAGCUGGAAAAGGAAUAAAGAAGGUGGAAGAGGUAGAUGAGAAAGGGGAAGAAGGACUGGGAGAGACUGGGAGUGCAGGGAUGGGGCAGGAGGUGAAGGAGGAGGAGAUUGAAGGGAAGGGAGAUGUUCCAGGGAAGAAGAAAAAGCGAAAAAACAAGAAGAAAAAGGCAGAAGGGGAUACAAAAGGGAUGGAGAAAAGGAGUGAAGAGGAGGAAACCCCAGGGAAAGCUGGGAAAAGGAAGUCUAAGGAAGGAGAAGAAAAGAAAAAGGAAGAAAAGAAUGACAAAAAGACAAAAAAACAGAAGGAAGAAGAAAAAGAGGCAGAAAACAAAUGGAAAUGGUAAAUU